AUGGCACUGCCAUCACAUCACACACAAGUGCCACACAGUGCCACCUCCUUCACCUUCCUCGUCACCAUAAUAACAACAACAGCUGGAGAAAAAUAUGCGUUAAAAACACCAUUUUUUCUCCCUGAAAUACCGCCUGGCGAGCCAUUAUUUUUGACCACUGGUUUUUUUACGUUGUGCCAUAAACCCGGCGGGUUAAUGGUGGUUAUACCGAGGAUUAUAUACCCAGAAAAGUGGUUAAAAUAAUGUGAAAGUGGCUGAUUGCUCAAGGAAAUCGUGAUGACUCUUAAACAAUUUACAAGUUUCUCCUCUGUUUUAUUAUAUAUUUUAUUUUUUCUGCUUUAUUUCCCGUCUGUGUGUGAGGCAAUAAAGCACAAUAAUGCUCACAUUAAAGAAAAAAUUACCAGCACUGAGCUCUUAGCAGACAAUGACGAAGAAACACUCUUGGUAUCGACUCUCGACGGAGCUCUUCAUGCCAUUUCCAAAUCCUCUGGUGUUCUUAAAUGGACACUCAAAGAUGAUCCAGUCAUUAUAAACCCAACUGAUUCUUCACAGCCACCGUUCAGACCACAGUUCUUUCCCAACCCACAAGAUGGAUCCUUGUACCGGUACACACUAGGUCGUGGACGCGAACCACUGAAGAAACUACCGUUUACCAUUCCCCAACUGGUGGCCAACUCUCCUUGUCGUUCUAGUGAUGGCAUUUUUUAUCUUGGAAAAAAGACGGACUCGUGGGUUGGCGUUGAUUCCCUCUCAGGAGAGAAGCAGCUUGUGCUAGGAAUUGACAUUGUGGAUCGUAAGUGCCCUAAACCCUCCCGUAACACUGUCUACUUUGGUCGCACUGUUUACAAUAUCAUCCUCUAUGAGGGAUCGACUGGCAAUAAAUGGAACAUCAGCUUUUCAGAAUAUGCUACAAGUACUUCCUCAUCAUCUGUUGAAAACUAUGACUUGGUUCACUACACAUCUACUGGUCAAGGUUCCAUACUAACUGUAGAUCAGCAGACCGGCUCACUACUCUGGACGUUGGAGCUUGAAUCACCACUCGUUGCUAUGUAUCUCUUGGGUCCUGAAGGUGGAUUGUUAACAGUUCCCAUGAUAACUGUUGCUCCCCAAACUCUGACUCAUUUUACAGAAGAGUUUAUGCACCUCACACAUCAGUCUACAGAUGGUUCUGAUGGUCUUCUUGUUAAAAAAUUGAGUCCCACAAUCUACAUUGGAGAGUGCAGCUCAGGUGUAUAUGCAGUCCCUGCAUUGGUAGAUGCUAACGUAGCCACCAUCUCACGUAGAGGAUCCCAGCUGCUGCUAGAAGGUCCUCCUGGGAGUCGUGGCAUACUAGGAUCUCGCCAGUUUAAAAGUGCCAGCGAUGCAGAUGAAGAAAAGAAUCCAGAUGUCCUUCUUCUUGGUUAUUAUGAUAUACCUGAGAAAGUGAACGCUGAUUUGGUGAAAGCCAGCCCGGAGGAAAUGGGCGAGAUGAGUGAUCAUAUUGUACGACUUGGCAUCACACAUGAAAAAAACAACAGCCAGUCACCUAGGCCUCAAGAUGCUGUUAGAAGUGAAGCCAAAGAUGCUGACAACAUAUUUUGGGAUGGGCUGGCUCAGAUGAAGAGAAUGAACAUCAGUUUUGUAACUUCGGGAAAAGUUUUAAGGUGGUGGAGAGAAGUGCUUCGCAUGGCCGGGUUUUGGCUCGUCUCAGACACUGUUAACCUGCUUAUUGUCAUCCUCUUGGUUGGAUUUGGAAUAAUCACUUUUCUUCUUUAUAAACAAGCUCAAGGCUAUGCAAAACUCACACAAGAGAUGUCGUCGAGGCGCCUCUGGUCACAGGGAUCCAACAGCUCUGGAGGUUCAUCAGGCAAUAUCACAGCUGUAGCUGAGGAACUGGACAAUGGAUCUGUUAGUGUUGGCAAAAUUAUAUUUGAUCCUCAACAGUUACUUGGUAAAGGCUGUGAUGGCACAUUUGUAUUCAAAGGAACAUUUGAUGGACGUAGUGUGGCAGUGAAACGCAUUCUUCCCGAUUGCUUCUCUAUUGCUGACCGUGAGGUAGAUCUUCUUCGGGCAAGUGAUCAACAUCCAAACGUAAUAAGAUAUUUCUGCACCGAGCAGUGCCGUCAGUUCCGUUACAUUGCACUGGAGCUGUGCAGCGCCACCCUGGAAGACUUCAUUCAGAACAGGUUUAAGGCAAACAUCAGUAUUCUCAGCAUCCUCCAUCAGGCUACCUCAGGAUUGCAACAUCUUCACACCCUUGAUAUUGUACACCGAGACGUCAAGCCCCAUAAUGUUCUGCUGUCCCUGCCCAACACUCGUGGCCAGGUUCGAGCUAUGAUAUCCGAUUUUGGCCUGUGUAAAAGACUGGAAACCGGCCGAAUGUCAUUCUCAAGGCGAUCGGGCGUCACUGGAACAGAAGGCUGGAUUGCCCCAGAGAUGAUGCUCAACACCUCUAGACCGACAUGCAAAAUUGAUAUAUUUUCACUUGGCUGUGUGUACUACUAUAUGUUAACGAAGGGGAAGCAUCCUUUUGGACCUGUCUUGGAUCGACAAUCCAACAUCAUAUCAGGAAAGUUCAGGCUUGAUGAUUUAGAUCAAGAAAAGGAUGGCAGCUGCAGGGUUUUGAUUGAGAAAAUGGUGAGCAGCAAGCCCUCAGAACGCCCGCCCACCUCAGCUAUUCUCAAACAUCCAUUCUAUUGGAGCCCAGAAAAAAUUCUUGGCUUCUUCCAGGAUGCUAGUGACCGUGUAGAGAAGGAAGGCGGGGACAGCAUGGUUGUAAUGAACCUGGAACGAGGAGGUGUGGAUAUUGUCCAUGGAAACUGGAGACAUCACAUGCACCCUAUCGUAGCGGAAGACCUACGUAGGUUUAGAGACUAUAAGGGCCGCUCUGUGAGAGACUUGCUUCGUGCCCUCAGAAAUAAGAGGAAUCAUUACCAGGAGCUUAAAGAAGAAGCCCGGUUUGUGUUUGGUCGCAUCCCGGAUGAAUUUGUUGCAUACUGGACUGAUCGCUUCCCUAAACUUCUGCUGCACACCUGGUAUGCUAUGAGGUGUGUCAAGACUGAGCCACUCUUCAACAAAUACUAUGAUGAGAAUUACACUUUCACUCAGGUCUUGUGCUCACCUGAUCAGCCUUCCUCUCAAAAAGAUAUUCAACAUGAAAACUAUGCAUUUGCUCCCAACAAUCAACAUUGGGUAGGAACUUCUAGCAGUCGACCUGGAACUUCCAUGGAGGAUCAACAAAACUUUCCGUUUUCCUCACUGGAUGCAGCAUUACAACGGGGACCGACGAAAAACUCAAGAAGUUCCAAUAUAAGGGAAAGUCAAGAGGAGGCUGCCCCUCGUUGGAUUAUACGAAAGCCAUGCAAUACUUUUGAACCUCAGUAUAAAAUACUAGAGAUAAGAAAUACUGAGGGUUUGUGGAGAAGACCAUCGGAUACGACAGAUUUCAAGAACAUGCAGCAGGAUAACAGAAUUGAACCGAUUAUGGAAAAUAAAUCAAGUCCAAAAGAUCAACCGCAACAAGGGUGUCAAGACAGUCAGGAGAUAUUACCGAAUCAGGAAUGUGAAUGCUCAAUGAUAAGCAGUGUCAGAAACACCAAAGGCGAUGCCAGUGAGUCUAGUGAUAAUACUGAGCCUAUCCAAGACCAGGGAUGUGCAGCAGUGGAUGAUGGUGCUAAUACAAGCACCAAUGAUGUAAAUGAAGUUGCUCAAAAUGAGCAAUCAGACAUGAGGAGAAAUGCAUCGCAGCUGCGUUUUAGGGCAGUGUCGACAACACCCCAGAAUGUAUCAAGUGAAUCGGAAAAACAAAUCAAAUUUGUCACGGGUGUAGGGAAAAAAAAAAAGACAAAAAGAAUUGAUAUUGACAAGAGAAAAUAAAUAUAUUUUAAUAGAAACAUAAAUCUAUGUUUCUCAUGCUUUUAAGAACAAACUAUUUUUUAUAAUAAUGAUAAGGAGAAGUUGUUAGACGAGGUUUAACGUACCUAAAGUGUGUUAGCACCUGUUAGCUCAUAAAAAGCCUUAUGUACUUUUUUUAACUUUAUAACACCCAGCAAACUUUAAGAGGUAUUCUGUGAUACAAGUGCCUGGCUCUGUUUACCUUUCUAACCAUUAUUUUAUAAGCUCCAGAUUCCAUCUCACACCAUCUCUGUACUUGAGUUUCAACACUCUCAUUGGGUCACAACUGCCACCUUCUUAAUGGAAGCUUUCAUAGCUUGCCACCAAUUUUUUUUUCCAAGAUCACAUGGUUUUUUCAUGUAAACCCACCAUUUUGAAAAGGAUACUUCAGUAUCAGCAAAAAUGGUUGACCUACAACUGAUCUAUUUUCUUGAAUCUUCUCUUCAUACUAACAAAUAUCUCAGUGGUAGAAUAUUAUGAAGAUUUAGAUAGAUAAAAAUAGCAGGGAUAUGCAGAACUGUACAGUGCAUAAAAUGUGAAGCAAAGCUCAGGUUAAUGAGUACCAGUACAAUGAUUCCAUGACAAAAAAAAUGAACGGGAUUUUGAGUGGUCUGUAGGUGCAUCUUGCGCAUGUGGACAUCAUACAUGUAUAUAUUGUGUUUGCAGAGUGAAAUUCAUUCAAAAAUAAUAUGAUAGAAGAAAGAAACUUACAGCAAAGCAAGCUUUUAUAUACUUUAAAUGGACGUUAAAUAUUGUGUAAAUAAAGGCUUGUUCUGCAGUACAAGUUAUUAACUUGUCAUAUAUUGGUGGUACAAGGUCAUUAACUUUCUCAUUUAUUGCUUUGUUGAAUGAAAUGGUGGCUAUAUGUAGACACGUGCACAUAUACAUGUAUCUUGUAUUGUACAUAAUCAGUAAUCUUUUCCUCCCUAACAUCCUAUUCUCUGAACCUGCACAAUUUGCAUAGUUUUAACAUACCUAAAUAUAACGGUAAUUUUUUUCAAUAUACUGACCAUCUCCCACCAAGGCAGGGUGACCUAAAAAGAAAAUGAAAGUAUAAUGGUAAUAUUUUAAAGAAAUUUCCCCACAGGAGAAAGUGAUAGGAAAAAUGCCUGAGAGAUGCUCUGUGUAAACAAAAGUGAGUCUUGUGUACAGAACAAAGGUGAAAGUACCUGCUGUAGCUCAUGUGCUUAACAAGUGAAAGCUGCUAAUGCUGUUGUCGUGUACAUGACGACUUUUGAGAUACUCUACCCAAUAAUUAUUUAGAACAAUGCACUAAAGAAGAAUGGUAACCUUGUAAAUAGAAAUCAGUUCUUUUUUAACUCUAUGGCCAUCUGCCAAAGCAGGGUGACCCAAAGAAGAAAAUGCAUUCACCGAUAUUCACUCAAUUGCCAGAAGUGUGCUGACAUCACACUUGGACUAACCUCCAACUACAACAUUCCCCCACCCCUCCUUCAUAACUUCUCAGAUUUAUUUCUGAUUUUUUAUGGUUUGUCCCUAGAUACACUGACAUUUAGGGCAAUGAACGCAGACUUGGCUGCAUCAACAGAUAUUCACUGUCAGUCUUUCAGAGUAGAGUCACUUUUUCAGUAUUUUCCAGUACUAACCCAAAGACUGAAACUUGGCAAAAGCAAUGAUUUGAAUUAGAGAGCAACAAACUGAUUUUUAUCUAACUAAUUAGUCUGACAAACCAUGGAACAGGUGGGGUUUGAACCCAUGGUGAGUGACUCGCUUGCCAUGGCUUUAAACCCACCUGGUCUAUGGUUUGUGUCCAAUCGUGUUAUUACGAUUUCGUGCAUUGUAAUUAGGUUUUUAGUCAUCUUCGCAUUGCUGUCAAGUGUGAAAAAGUGUUUUUGUAUAUUUACGAAUUGGCCUCACAUGGCUCUUGCAUACAUACCAUAUAUGGACAGAUGUCUGGGGGGCUCCUCUGAGGAUACACAUGGACAAAUAUCUCGCCCUCUCUGAGGAUACAUAUGGACAAAUGUCAGAGGAUUGCCAGAUAGCUCAAACAAUUCACCACAUUUUAAUAGAAAAGAAAGUUUGUUUCUAUUGUCUUAUCUGUCAGAGAGCAUGUAGAAUUUAUUUUCUGCAUUUCCAGUGCCCCAAUGCACUUGCUAUAACUGUCUUUCUCACCAAAAUCCCCACCUUGCAUGCAUACUCCCUCUGACAAUUUAACACAGAUUAACCUCUUGCACCGAUUGUGCUAAUUUUACACCCACACUAACCUCCAUUAACCUCUACAUGUACUACACAAACCACCUCUCUCCUUUAUGACCCAUACAAGUUCCAUACUUGUUUUCCAACAUGCACAGCAUGCUAGCGGCUCUCUUUUGUGCUUAACAAUAUUUCAUGACAUGUAAACAUUUUGUACACUGCACAAAGAAAGUUUGUUUCUAUUGUUUAUAAUUUAUUAUUUUAAUCACAGUAUUAAAAGGACGUGAGCUGUAAUUUUAGUUUUUUAUGAUUAUUAAUUUUCCAACAUUUUUUUUACAAAUAUUUAGCAAUUAUUAGCUUUUUCUGUACUUAAUUAAAGCUACCUUCCUUUUGGAUUAAUUCUGAUUAUAACCCCCCACAGGUUUAGCACUUCCCCAUAAAUAAAAAAAAAUCAUAUUAUAAACAAACAUGGACAUUAAACUGAAAUUUUGGAAGUCAUAACAUUCACACACACAUACAGUAGUGACCAGCGAAGAGGCAGGGCCAGGAGCUGUGUCUCAACCCCUGCAACCACAAAUAGAUGAAUACAGUGCUGAUAUUUUUUGUUUAUCUAUUAGCCAUAUUUGGAUACUGGUUCGUUACAAUAUUGAAAAUUGUGCUGUGCCUUUUAUAUGGUUGUGAGGAUAGACUGUUUCGAAGAAAAAUAUAUUAAUCCAUUCAGAACAAGCUUUUUUUAUAUACAGUGGACCCCCGGUUCUCGAUGUCAUCGGUAUCCGAUAAAUCCGGUAUGUGAUGCAUUAUAUCGCAAAAAUUUUGCCUCGGUUCCCAUUAAAAAACCCAGUAUACAAUUCGUCCGAGACGUGUCCACGUGUAUGCCAGUGUUUACAAGCCAGCUAGUGUGCUUGCAUCUAAGGAUACAUUCGGUACAUUCCAUAUUAUCACAGUGUUUUUGGUGCUUGUUUCUGCAAAAUAAGUCACCAUAGGCCCCAAGAAAGCUUCUAGCACCAACCCUUCGAGAAAAAGGGUGCUAAUGACUAUUGAAAUGAAGAAAGAGAUAAUUGCAAAGUACGAAAGUGGAGUACGUGUGUCGGAGCUGGCAAGGUUGUAUAGUAAACCCCAAUCAACCAUCUCUACUAUAGUGACCAGGAAAACAGCAAUCAAGGAAGCUGUUCUUGCAAAAGGUGCAACUGUGAUUACAAAACAGCAACCGCAAGUGUUAGAAGAUGUUGAGAGACUGUUAUUGGUGUGGAUAAAUGAAAAACAGAUAGAAGGAGAUAGCAUCUCAAGCGAUCAUUUGUGAAAAGGCUAGGCAGUUGCAUGACGAUUUGGUAAAGAAAUUGCCUGCAACUAAUGGUGAUGUGAGUGAAUUUAAGGCCAGCAAAAGUUGGUUUGAAAGAUUUAAGAAUCGUAGUGGCAUACAUAGUGUGAUUAGGCAUGGUGAGGCUGCCAGCUCGGACCAAAAAGCAGCUGAAAAAUAUGUGAAGGAUUUCAAGGAUUACAUAGACAAUGAAGAAUUUAAACCUGAACAAUUGUUUAAUUGCGAUGAAACAGGCCUGUUUUGGAAGAAAUUGCCAAGCAGGACCUACAUUACUCAGGAGGAAAAGGCACUCCCAGGACAUAAGCCUAUGAAAGAUCUUCAUUAAAGGUAAGUGUCAUGUAUUCUAUUGUUAGUAGAGUACUACAAACUGUGCAUGUCUUCUUCAGUUUGUGUGCAUUGAACUUAAUAUUUCAUAUGGUAAAUUUUUUUUUUUCAUACUUUUGGGUGUCUUGCAUGGAUUAAUUUGAUUUCCAUUAUUUCUUAUGGGGAAAAUUGAUUUGCUUUCCCAUAUUUUUGGUUUACGAUGAGCUCUCAGGAACGGAUUAAUAUUGCAAACCGGGGUCCACUAUAUUUAAGAUGAAACAAUGGCACUUAUGCUCCUUGGAAAUUGCCAGUGAAACUGGUCAGCUAUUUUUUUAAGACUCGAGAUAGCUUUCACUGCCUAAUUAAUGUAUAGUUAUUAAGUAGAUGAACAGAGAUGGGGUAAAGGAGGUUUUGUGUGUGAGGGGCUUGGCCUUCCGGCAAGCGUGCGUGAGCGUAUUUAAUAGGAGUGAAUGUAGACAAAUGGUUUUUAAUACCUGACGUGCUGUUGGAGUGUGAGCAAAGUAACAUUUAUGAAGGGAUUCAGGGAAACCGGCAGGCCGGACUUGAGUCCUAGAGAUGGGAAGUACAGUGUCUGCACUCUGAAGGAGGGGUGUUAAUAUUGCAGUUUUAUAACUGUAGUGUAAAGCACCCCUCUGGCAAGAUGGUGAUGGAGUGAGUGAUGGUGAAAGUUUUUCUUUUUUGGGCCACCCUGCCUUGGUGGGAAUCACCCAAUGUGUUAAUAAAAAAAAAUAAAAGGUCAAAUAAUGUUUAAUUCUGUCAAGAAAGCUUAUAUUUAGCUUUUUUUGUGUGAAUUGAGUUUAGAAGCCAAAAGCUGUUGUCCAAUCUUUGCUCAUUUGAAAAAACUCCCUACGAUGCCACCCAUGAUAGUUAGGUAGCACACCAGGCUAGGUGAAGAGGAGCAGUAAAAUGUUGGGAGAUUUGCCCACAUGUCUCACCCAACCUGGGUAUCCAACCCAAGUUCCUUUGAUUGUGAACCAAGUGCUACACCAAGUGCUAUGACCAUCAGUGUUUAUGGCACUUUGUAUAUAGAUAUUUAUGUAUUUUUUUUUAACACGCUGGCCGUGUCCCACCUGGGCGGGGUGGCCUAAAAGGAAGAACAAAGGUUUUUCUUUUUUUCAAUUUAGUAAUUUAUAGAGGAAAAGGGGUUACUAGCCCCUUGCACCCAGCAUAUUGGUCACCUCUAGUGAAACGCAUGGCUUACAGAGGAAGAAUUAUACUUCUUGAGAUAAAUCCAAGUAAUCUGUUAGCCUUGUUGCACACACUUAGGCACUGCUGCCUUGGCUUUAGAUUUCUGCUUACCAUGACUCCCAAGUCUUUUUCACAUUCUGUAUGAUCAAGCUCUACUUCACCUAGUUUAUAGCUUCGAGGGUUAUUUUCAUUACCAAGGACUAGUACCUUACAUUUAUCAACAUUGAACUUCAUCUGCCAUUUUUCAGACCAAGACAUUAAUUUGUCCGGAUCCUCCUGGAGUUCAUUGCUAUCCUCCUCAGAAUGAAUCAUAUGGCCUAUCUGUGUCAUCAGCAAGUUUGCUCAUGUCACUCGUAAUCCCUUCGUCGGGGUCAUUAAUGUAGAUUAUGAACGGGGGGGGCCUGAGAUUGAUCCUUUUGGAGCGCCGCUGGUGACUAGUCCCCAUUCAGAUUUGACACUUAUGUACAGUUUAGGAUUCAAAUUAGACAAGUUUAGAUUUAGAAAGGAUAUAGGAAAGUACUGGUUUAGUAAUAGGGUAGUUGAUGAGUGGAACGGUCUGCCUAGUAAGCUAAAACCUUGGGUAGUUUCAGAUUUAGGUUGGAUAAGUACAUGUGUGAGAGGGGUUGGAUAUGAGCGGGACUUGCACGUGAGUAAAUGGAAUUGUCAAAGCUUAUUGCUUGGGUAACAUUUAUUCUGUUAGUGAGUUGGACUUGCGAAGGACCUGCCUAGUAAGGGCCAAUAGGCCUGCUGCAGUGUUCCUCCUUUCUUAUGUUCUUAUGAGCUACAGGCUGUGUCAUUUUUGCCAGAGGAUAUAUGCAAAAUGGUAUUCUGUCAAACAUGAUUAUGUUUUUGCAUUUUUUACACGAUACAUGCUUUGUGUGUUUACAUGCACUCACAUAAUCACGCACACAUACGUACAUAUGUACUUAUAUACACACAUGAUAGCUAUGAAAUUUUUGCUCUGAAAUUUUAACAUUACUAAAGUUUUAUUGACUUUAGUGAACUUAGUGGUAUUCAUUGGUCUUCAAGUACUUGGAAUAUAUUUUUUCAAGUGCAUGGGGUUACACAUAAAAUUUAUAUACUGUAUAUAUAUAUAUAUUACUUCACUAAUUAAAAGCAAAAUUUUAUUAAUUUCCUCAAGCUAUGGCACUAUUAAUGUUAAUUAGCAUUCAUUAAUAUUGAGGUGAUAAUUUUUAAAUAAAGAAUAUUUCAAAGACAACACAUACAUAAUGUAUCUGAAGAUAUUACAGUAAUACACUAUAGUAUACCAUAAACCUUAUCCCGGAUAUUUUGAUGUUAGUGACCUAAGAUUAGUUUAUGGUACUCUCGUAUAUUAUCUUCAUUUCAUGUGCACUUUAUCUGAUAAUACUGUAUUUGAACACUGUUUUAUGUUCUCCAUGUUUUCAUGGUAGAUUUAAUUUAAAUGGAAUUAUAGGUUUCUUUAGCCUAAUGGCAUUUAGCUUAACAUAAAUUCAUUGGGGAUAAAUACAUUAAGGAAGGCACCCAACAGCCUGGUUGACCAGGCUCACACCAGACUAGUCUGAUCCAUUGCCGGGCUCUGAGAGUAGUAAGACUCUCGAAACUCAUCGAAGGUACCCAUUAACAACCACCUUUACUCCAAUUAAGGGCAAAUGUUUUGGUGACUCACCUCAGUCUGGUGGGUCCAUUCAUGUCCAGAACCAUCAAAGGUACUAACCAAAGGCAGAUGUACUAUGAAACUAAUGAAGCUUGAGUUUCAGGGCCCCUAAUCCCAGAGGGGCCUCAGAAGCAACUUUAACCCACAUUGCUUAAAAGUUUUGGGUCUAUUGUAUGAGAAGGGGUUGCAAAGAGGCCCCCUAUAACAGGUCAAACUUCAGGCCCCCAGAAAUGUAGGUUUGCCACCGGUACCAACACAUUGACUAGGCUUGUGUGGUAGACUGGGGUAAACUUACUAAGCUGGUGUGCUACAGUGGUGUGGUAGACUGGGGUAAACUUGCUACCUGAAUUUCCUAUUUUGUGACUUAGUGAAACAGUGCUGUGUUUCACAUGUCUUGAAUUUUGACUUAAGAUUUUUCUAUAAAAUGCAUUUUUAUCAUUAAGCAUGUGAUGCCCCCUACCCACCUAAUAAAAAAGUUUUUCAGGUUCAAUAGAGAUUAAAUUUUUACGAUUGUCCUGUAAAACCUGUGUAAAAAUUAACGUAAGUUAACUCAAUAAAUUUAAGGACAUUUAACUUAUUUCUUAAGGUGGGUAGAGGCAUCUUGAAGACAAGAUCUCAUACUUUUAUGAUUCGUUACAUUUUCCUAUAGAAAUACUAAUAUGGAAACUAAUUGACGUUAAUAUAAAUGGUUAUGGAAAGAAGUCAAGUUGAAGAAUGAGACACUUAUGUAACAUUUUGGAAUCUUUUUCCGGCCAGUGGCUUCUUCAGUCCAAUACAGAGAAGAACAGUGGAAGAUGAGGAGUUUGAGGUAAUCAGUUCUUCAGCCUGAAGUUGAUUCCAGGCCAAAGGACUGAUUACCUCAAACUCUUCUUCAUCCUCAAUCAUUCUUCUCUGUAUUGGACUGAAGAAGCCACUGGCUGGUGAAACAUUGCCACAGUAAAGAUUCCGAGAUGUUACGCAAGUGUCUCAUUUCGUCUAGUUGAUGUUGCAUAAGCCCUCAGGGAUCUAACAUUAAAGUUAGGUUGUGGUGAAUUUCAAAAUAUAGGAGGCAUUUUCUGACGUAAAAGGUUUAAGGGGUUGGUUCAUGUCAUAUUGGGAGCUGCACGCACUGCAUGACCCAUGCAGUUUUAGCUUUUGCUUCUGUAAUAUGAUUUUAUCAUAUUGGGAACUAGUACAUGAAAAUUCAACUGAGAUGAAAGUUUGUUCUUUCAGCUUUCUUCAGUUAUCCUUUUAUAUCAGUUUCAUACAAUAUGUAAUACUUUAUACACAGUACUUGAUACUUAAACCAUUAAGGUGGUCAAUGGUAUUGUAUAUGUACUUCAUUUUGGCAGUGUUGAUACUUAAUUGUCAUUACACAAAUAACCCGCACAUAGGUGAAUGAAUGACUUCUUCAUAGUUUCAUUCUCCUAUUUGUGGGAUAUUUAUUACAGCCUUGGUAUUGUGCCUUUUCAUUCUUUGUUGUUGUAUUUCCCAAAUGUAUAGGAGGUACACUGUAUGUUUACUGGUGUCAUUUAAAAUAUUUUGAUCAACAGAUUAAUCAUUUAUAAAACUACGUACAACCAACUAGAAAUAAUGGAGCAUGACUUAAUUUUCUCCAUAAAGAAGUGGAACAGAAUUCUUCCUCCAUAAGCCAUGCGUGUCGUAAGAAGACUUUUAAUUUCAGUCACAAAAUUUCCCUCUAGUCAUUUAUUAGCAGUAAUUAUUUGUAAAGAAUUGAAUAGAAAAUCUUGACGGCGUGCUCCGUUUAUAAUAUAAUUUUAUACUUAUUGUUUUUUUAUUUAUUUGGAUUCAGGAGUUGCAAUGAGUAGCUGAUUUGUGUAUUCAUAACAAAUCCACAAAUUUGAGAUGAACUUCCGAUGGCAGUAUGGUCAGUUGCGUCUUCAAUUUUUAGCUAAAAUAUGCAUAUAAAUUGCUGACAAAUAUAAAUUAUUGACACACAUGAUUUGGCUUAAUUUUUCCCAUAAAAUGCAAUUGUAACAGCAGUUUUGAUUAAAAGUGUGAUAAUUUAUGUAUUUUAACUAAAAAAUAGAUUAUGGGCUAGACAAACCAAAAUGUCCUGUAGAGUUUCCUCUCUGAUUUGUUGAUUAGUUGUGAAUUGUUACAGCCACUGUAACAAUUCACAACUAAUAUGAUGAUGAUGAUGAUGAUGAUGGGUUGCCACAGAACAGCAUCUAAAUUAAUAUCUUCAAAUUACAAAUAGACCAAUAUUUUCAUAGUUGUUGGAUGGGGGAAGAGCACAGUUGUCAAUAACUGAGCUCCCCUCGAGCCCCAUUGGAGUGGGGAGUUUGCUGGCUUGGCUCCGCAUGACCUCAAUGAUCUGCCAUGCUCCCACUGUAGAGCAUCGGCACCAGACUGUCACUGCAAUUAUCCGUCCUGUGCCAGAGAUGGUGCAGCAACCCUAGGAUAUGUAACCCAAUCCUGAAAGAAUUAAAAGGCACAAUACCGUGACUGGAACAAUACACAAAUAACCUGCACAUGAGAGAAAGAAACUUAUGAUGCCGUUUCAGUCCAACUUGGACCAUUAACAAGUCAGACCUAAACAUCGUCAUAAGUUUCUCUCUCCUAUGGUGUGGGUUAUUUGUGUAUUAUAACCUAAUCCUCAUUCAGGAGGUAGAGAUGGGUCAUCAUCUGAUUAUGACCCAUGUCAAGGCUAUAUUUCUGAUGAAUGUAUGAACAAAAGUCGAUCUUUAGUUGACAUGUAAAUUUUCUUUCUAGUUUUUAGUUUACAUGAAGCUUUUCCAAGAAAUGUUUGUUUUAUGGCCCAUGUUUGAAAUUUUAGAUAAUCUAUUGUAUAAUGUAAGUGAAAAUGCAGCCAGUUUUCCCCGUGAGUCUUAUGCUUCAAUUAUGAAUACGUAUUUUGAAAACUUGUUUCAUAUAUACUCUUAUGAUAUUUCUGUCUAGCAUUCAAGUUUUAAUUUGAUUCAGUAAGCAUCGGGAAGAAUGUUUUAUAAGUUUAUUGUCACAUCUGGUAAGUAUAUUUAGGUACACCUACACAUACACAACUAUUAUACAUAGUAACAUAUGUGUAAAUUACCUAAGAUAAUCCAAAAAAGUCAGGCAAAGUGUUUUGAUAAUUAAUCUUUGAAACAUUAUCUUGUAAUAUAUAAUAUCACUGGGAAAAACAUUUGUCUGCAUUAUAGUUAAGGUUUAAAGUAUCAUUGUAAAAAACAUUGUAUGUUUUUUCUCCUCGCAUUGAGUAAGGCUUUUGGGUUGGAAUGUGUUGGGUUGUUGGCUGAAUUAUUUUUUUUUUUUACAUUUUGAAUCAGAAUUAAAUCAUUUAUUCCAUUAUAUAGAACUGUAGGAUGUUAUAAAUUGCAGCCAGGUCUCAAUUAGUGAGAGUUCGAAUACAGCGAAUUUUGAUUUAGUGCAAAAUUAAUUAAUGCAGGUUUUCCCUUGAACUCUUCAAAUCAUAUACAAAAGUUACAUAUAAUUUGAAUAGCACAAAUUUGAAUAAUGAAACGACAUCACAGGAUUCAUUUUUUUAACACACUGGUCGUCUCCCACCGAGGCAGUGUGACCCAAAAAAAUAAACACUUUCACCAUGAUUCACACAUGCCAGAGGCAUGCAGUUAAGACAGUUUAGAUGUCCCUAUAAACCCCUCCUUUAGAGUGCAGGCACUGUACCUGCCACCUCCAGGACUCAAGUCUGACUAACCGGUUUCCCUGAAUCCCUUCACAAAAUAAUCAUUAUUUACACCAAUUGAGACUUGGCUGUAUGUCUCCUCUGAUACUAGUAAAGGAUUCUUUUCUCCAGGGAAUUGGAACAACCCUCAUUUUCCCUGAAUCAAACCAGAUUACUUUCCAUUCAAGUACUGUGUGACCCCUACAGGUUUAGCACUUCCCUAUAAAAAUAACAAUAGUCAUAAUAUGAAUUGUCUUACAUUAUUUUUUCAGCUCUGUAGUGUUAUUGAGAGAGUAUAUCAUUUAAAGGUGAAUAUUUUGUAUAAAGGUUAAGACUAUUUGUAUAUAUCAGUAGAAUGUAAAAAUUAAAAAUAGACCACACAUGUUGCCUUAAUAUAUUUACUGCAAAUAAAUAUUUUAGCCUGCAUUAGAAUAAAAUUGUAUUUAAAUCCAUGUAACUUAUAUCCGUGGUUAAUGUUCGGGUUACUGAAUAAUUUAGCAUUAUCCUUGUUGCUCUUUGGAUCUAUAAAUGAGAAACUUUUUGUUUUUUCUUUUGCAGUCCAGUACAUGUAUUUCAAAUUUUUUUAAGUAAAUUUAAACAUUUUAAGGAAAUUUCAAUUUUUCCAUUAAAACCAAGAUUCACAAAUAACCUGCGAGUGGGAGAAUGACCACAACAUUUUGGUCCAACUUCAACAUUUACUAGUUAAUGGUCCAGUUUGGACCAAAAUGUCGUCACAAGUUUCGUUCUCAUAUGUACAGGUUAUUCACGUAUUGUUCCAGUCACAUAUUAUGCCUUUCUAUUCUUUAAAUCAAGAUUAUUUACUUGCCACAUUUGAUAGGAAGGAGCCUGAAUAUUGAGUGUAUGAAGAACAAAGAGGCACAGUACAGUAAGUCCUUGACUUACAAAUGCAUUGAGAAUCUUCUGUAGUGUGUAUAAUAUCAUUGUUAUAUCAUUAUUGUGUAUAAUAUCAUUAUUAUAUUAUUGUGUAUAAUAUCGUUUGUAAGUUGAAGACUUCCUGGAUUAUGAAUAUUAUACACAAUUCAGGAGGUCCUCAAUGUGUCUGUAAGUUGAGGACUUACUGUACUGUGACCAACAAUACACAAAUAACCCACACAUAAGAGAGGGACACUUACAACAUUUUGGUCCAUCUUUGGUCCAAGUUGGACCAAGACGCCAUUAUAAACUCCUAUCUGUGGGUUAUUUGUGUAUUGAGCAUAUGUAUUAUACAAUCAUUAUAUUAAUUUUAUACUUGAAAUGUACUGUAUCAAUUUCUAGCAACACACAAGCAGAUGUUGGUGCAAAAGCUAUAUGUAUUUCAUACUGUUUAUUGUAAUGCAGUACCGAUGCCCGAUAUAGUAUACUAUACCUCACUUGGCGGGCAUCGCACAUGACAUAAAAGGUGCUUUUAUAUCUCAUGUUGUUUGUUAUAGUGUCUAUUGCAUAUUGACAUUAAAUACAGUUUAUUUUAUCUAUGUAUUUGAAAUAUUCUAGCCUAGAAAACCUUGAAAAGCAAGCUAUUGUUUUUGGAAGGUAAACCUCGGAAAACAGUCUGUUCUUUUUAGAAAGUUAACCUCGAAAAAUGGACUGUUGUUUUUGGGAAGUAAGUCAAUAAACACAAGCUGUUGUUUUGGCAAGGGAAAGAACAAAUUUUAAUAACUUCUGACUCCCAUAUUUAAUUUAAUUUAAACCUCGUGUAUUUCACACUUGAAAAUACAAAAAAAUACGUAUUUUAGAAUUUUUUAGGUGUGUUAUUAAAGAAUUGCAAGCUAUAUAAUAUUUUAUAAUUUGUAUUUGCAUGUAGUGUUUUAUAUAUUUUUAUAAGAAUUUCACUACAUGAAUUGUAGGUGGAUAAACAUAUGUGGUAUGUGACUGGGUAUUAUAUUUGUAUGAAGUAUAUUGCACUUUUCUGUUCUCUGACAGUGGAUAGAGAAUAAAUAUACAGCAUAAAAGAAGA
Messenger RNA from Cherax quadricarinatus, 16066 nucleotides. It is a transcript of the gene Ire1, whose product is annotated as serine/threonine-protein kinase/endoribonuclease Ire1. The record is from RefSeq and is a predicted model, not a curated record. Gene Ontology annotation, cellular component: IRE1-TRAF2-ASK1 complex. Gene Ontology annotation, molecular function: RNA endonuclease activity; protein serine/threonine kinase activity; ATP binding. NCBI's taxonomy places the organism in Eukaryota, Metazoa, Arthropoda, Malacostraca, Decapoda, Parastacidae. Gene Ontology annotation, biological process: mRNA processing; intrinsic apoptotic signaling pathway in response to endoplasmic reticulum stress; protein phosphorylation.